UCCGGUGUCUUCUGGGACACAUGACAGGUCCCAAAAUAUGCCGGGCCAUUCACAAAGCGCAGCGCUUCUCGUGCAUGCACAGUCCACAGUGUCUGGUCAUGCCCUGUACUGUCUGCAGUCUCUGGUCAUCCCCUGUACUGUCUGCAGUCUCUGGUCAUCUGUACUGUCCGCAGUCUCUGGUCAUCUCCUGUACUGUCCGCAGUCUCUGUUCAUCCCCUAUACUGUCCGCAGUCUCUGGUCAUCUCCUGUACUGUCUGCAGUCUCUGGUCAUCUGUACUGUCCGCAGUCUCUGGUCAUCUCCUGUACUGUCCGCAGUCUCUGUUCAUCCCCUAUACUGUCCGCAGUCUCUGGUCAUCCCC
Messenger RNA from Staurois parvus, 359 nucleotides. The record is from the annotation of a GenBank genome assembly. NCBI's taxonomy places the organism in Eukaryota, Metazoa, Chordata, Amphibia, Anura, Ranidae.